AGUUAGUUUAUUUUGAAAUCCAACGCACCAUACUAUCAUCACCCGUCACCUUCUCUAUCUCUUGCACACCAAAGACCACUCUUUCCUUUAUAUAUAUAUAAUAUAUAUAGCUUUGGGCAUUUUUCUCGCUAUCUUUCUUAAUUGAGACGGGUGGAAUUGGAGGAAGAGGCGGAAAAGGUAAUCGGAGAUAGGGGAAUCCGUUCCUUCUUUCCUACAAGGAAAGGGAAUAGAGGCCUGGGGGCGAGUAUAUAUGAGGAGCCUCUCUGUUGUUCUUUCGAUGCCGGCCCCCAGAUCUUACUGAUAGAGAUCGCGCGCGAGCGAGAGAGAGAGCGAGCAUCCCCUCUCGAGCUCUCGAUUCCGAAGCGUCUCAGAUCGACUAAAGGAUGGAGUCGGACAAUGGCAAACUUUUCAUCGGAGGGAUUUCGUGGGACACCAACGAAGACCGCCUCCGGGAGUACUUCAAGAGUUUUGGGGAGGUAGUGGAGGCCGUCAUCAUGAAGGACCGGAUCACCGGCCGUGCGCGUGGAUUCGGGUUCGUUGUGUUUGCAGACCCUGCCGUUGCGGAGAGAGUUGUCUUGGAGAAACACUUGAUUGAUGGCCGGAUGGUGGAGGCAAAAAAAGCUGUUCCAAGGGAAGACCAACACAUGCUGCACAGGAACAGCAGUAGUGCCCAUGGUUCUCCGGUUCCUGGUCGCACCAAAAAAAUUUUUGUCGGAGGCCUGGCAUCCACUGUAACGGAGGCUGACUUCAAGAAGUACUUUGAGCAGUUUGGGACUAUCACUGAUGUUGUUGUGAUGUAUGAUCACAACACACAAAGGCCGAGGGGCUUUGGAUUCAUCACUUUUGCUUCAGAGGAUUCUGCAGAUAAGGUGCUGCUUAAAACCUUUCAUGAGCUUAAUGGUAAGAUGGUUGAAGUUAAGAAGGCUGUUCCUAAAGAACUGUCCCCAGGGCCAAGCAUGCGCUCACCUGUUGGGGGAUAUAACUAUGGCUUGAGCAGGGUCAGUAGCCUUCUCAAUGCAUACACGCAGGGUUACAAUCCAAGCACCAUAGGAGGCUACGGAUUAAGGAUGGAUGGUAGAUUUGGGGCACUAGCUGGUGGGCGUAAUGGGUUCUCUUCAUUUGGUACUGGCUAUGGAAUUGGAAUGAACUUUGAGCCAGGGAUGAGCCCCAACUUUGGUGGAAGCUCAAAUUUCAAUAAUAGCAUCAGUUAUGGACGUGCAUUGAGCCCUUAUUAUAGUGGGAAUAUGAGUAGAUACACUAACCCUAUUGGGUAUGGUGGGGGUAAUGUUAGUACUAGGUCAGUUUUCAGUUCAGUGACUCGUAACGCUUGGGGUAGCAGUGGCGUUAAUUAUGCUACCAACUCUGCAAGUUCUAAUGCCUUAAUGGCAUCUGGAAAUGGGAGCCUUGGUGCAUUUGGUAAUAGCAAUCUGAGUUGGGGUGGUUCCUCUUCUUCUAUUUUGGCUCAUGGUGUGGGCAGUGGUUUGGGCUAUGCUAGAACGUGUCUGGAUUAUGGAACUGGGGACAGUGGCUUUGAUUCCAGCACUUAUGGAAUUGUCGCUGGGACCAGUUCUAUUAAUUCCUCCUUUACUGCAUCGAGCAAUGGAUAUGAAGCAAACUAUGCAGAUUCAUAUGGUAAUAGUUCAAUAUAUGGAGACACAACUUGGAGAUCUAUACCCUCGGACCUUGAUGGGUCCAGUCCAUUCGGUUAUGGGCUUGGCAAUGCAGCUUCGGAUGUCACUGCCAAGGAUUCAGCAGCUUAUAUGGGUGGUCAUAGUGUUACCAAUAGACAAACAAAUAGAGGAAUUGCUGCCUAGGAAGAUUAUUCUUUCUAUACGAGAGUUUAUAAUAGGUGAAAAAUCCAGUGAAUCAGGCGCUUGACUGUGAAUUUCAGAUGUUCUAUAAAAUAUAUGGGUUAGUUAAUUAUUAGAGCUAACCAGAGAGUUGGUUUCAGAAAUUUAAAUUCAGCAGAAUUCAAAUAUAUAGGAUUUUGUGUAAGGUUUGAGAUUUGAGUUUCGUUUCUACAUUGAGUUUAGGUUUUGAAUUUUGGGUUUUGAUUGAGAUGUAAAAUCAGAUUGCGGGAUAUGUUCAGAAGUGUUUUGAUAUGCUGGCGCCAUACAGAUUUCUACUAUUUUUUUCAAGGGAAAAACUUCUUCAAUAUCUGGCAGUGUGAUAGCUAUCGCCAAGUAUGUGCUUUUUUUUAAAUUAAACUUUUACUGAAGAUGUACCAGAAACUGGUUGAUUUACUAGUGUGAAACUUUCAGGGAUACUUUUUGUGGGUCCCUAAGAAUAAGGCUACCAAUUAUUCUGAUUCA
Messenger RNA from Elaeis guineensis (African oil palm), 2312 nucleotides. RefSeq names its product heterogeneous nuclear ribonucleoprotein 1. Lineage: Eukaryota; Viridiplantae; Streptophyta; Magnoliopsida; Arecales; Arecaceae. Gene Ontology annotation, biological process: regulation of translation. The record is from RefSeq and is a predicted model, not a curated record. Gene Ontology annotation, molecular function: mRNA binding.